ACGGGAGGACGGGUCUACCUUUGUUUUUACCACGUGGUAUAUACGUCAUCAUUUCGCGCCCGUCUGAGAUUCAGCGGCAUGUAAACACAGAUGAGCGACAUGGACAAAACAGCUCUAGACCUUGUUAAGGUCCAUGGAGGUGGAGGGUAUGACUCUGAUUUUAGUGAUGAUGAUGGUGGUGGAGGGCAGUCCAAAUAUGAUGAGAAAAGGGCAGGUGAAGAUGAGCUGUUACAGAAGCCAUUCCAGAAAGGUCGACAUACCAAGGUGGCCCAUAAAAAUGUUGCUGCCCAUGAAUGGGACAGAGAGGAAGCCAGAAACCGACGGCAACACCUGAUAUCAAUGAACGCUUUUGAACGUCACAAGAAGUUUAUCAGCGACUACAUUCUGUAUUAUGGAGGGAGCGUUGAACACCUCAGACGAUCCACGUCUAAAGAUAAGACCGAUCUAGAUGUGGUGAAAGAGAACCACCGUUUCCUGUGGAGAGAGGAGGAUGAGGAGGAUAUGACAUGGGAGCAAGAGCUCGCAAAGAAGUACCACGAUAAGCUCUUCAAAGAGUACUGUAUCGCUGACCUUAGCAGAUACAAAGAAAAUAAGUUUGGAUUUCGGUGGCGCAUUGAAAAUGAAGUAGUUUCUGGAAAAGGCCAGUUCUUUUGCGGUAACAAGCGCUGUGAGAAUAAGGAGGGUCUGAAGAGCUGGGAGGUAAAUUUUGCCUAUGUGGAGCAUGGGGAGAAGAGGAACGCCCUGGUGAAACUGCGUCUGUGUCCAGAGUGCUCCUACAAACUUAACUAUCAUCACAAGAGAAAGGAAGUAACGGUGAAGAAGAGACGGCGAUCGAAAGAGAACGUGGACAAGUCACUCAUUAAGAAAUCCAAAUCAUCCCAAUCCAGAAAGCACAAGCGCAAAGACAAACGCAAACACAAAAAGAGGCGCAAAGAAUACUCAUCUUCAAGUUCAGAGGAGUCUCAGGGGUCAGAUAAAGAUGCAGAGAGUGAGGAUGAAGAAGAAGAAGGUCCUUCAGAAUCAGACCACUGGAGAGGUCCAGCUCCCACUGUGGAGGAGAAAUCCCGGGAGGAAGAAUUCGAUGAGUAUUUUGAAGACAUGUUUCUCUGAGUCUAGGAAAGGAGGAUCCAAAAGAAUCUCCUUCCUACGGUUUUCUUUUUAUAUACACUUUUUUUUUUUUUUUUUGGAGAAGUAUGGUUUGAUUACAGUUUGGUGAUUGUUAUAAUAAUUGUUUUUUAUAUAUAAUUUUUACUGGUCCUCAUUCAAGUAGAAAUAAUUGCAUAUGAAGAAUCUAUUCAUAAAAUAUUACUAGAAUAUAUAUGCACACAAUGCAACAAUUUACAUAACAAUACUUUUACAUGAGGCCUAUAAUGUUUACCUCUCAGAUAUUUAUCAUUGAGAGAUAUUUGGAUUUCCACUAAGUACAGUAAAAGAUUUUACUUUUGCAGCAAUGUCAAUAAAAACAUUGUAGGAAUCCAUAGCAACUUAACUAUUUAUUGAGUUUACAAUCAGACACUAUGAAGUGUUUGUAUCAUCUGAAUCAUUAAAUGUUGACAGAAUGACUGA
Ctenopharyngodon idella (grass carp) is the source of this 1566-nucleotide messenger RNA. RefSeq names its product FRA10A associated CGG repeat 1 (gene fra10ac1). The record is from RefSeq and is a predicted model, not a curated record. Gene Ontology annotation, biological process: dephosphorylation. Gene Ontology annotation, molecular function: phosphatase activity. The transcript is spliced from 14 exons. Bases 91 to 1110 code for a protein of 339 amino acids. NCBI's taxonomy places the organism in Eukaryota, Metazoa, Chordata, Actinopteri, Cypriniformes, Xenocyprididae.